This is a messenger RNA of Mesocestoides corti, 2517 nucleotides long. NCBI's taxonomy places the organism in Eukaryota, Metazoa, Platyhelminthes, Cestoda, Cyclophyllidea, Mesocestoididae. The record is from the annotation of a GenBank genome assembly.
AUGACUUCCGUCAUAAUUCGACUGCAAAAUCUUCCAAUUUCAGCCAAUGCGUCCAAUAUCCGCAGGUUUUUCGCUGGUUUAAAUAUUCCGGAGGGAGGUGUGCACAUUGUGGGUGGCGAAAAGGGCGAUGCAUUCAUUGCCUUUGCCACGGAUGAGGACGCCAGGCGGGCAAUGCUUCUUGAUAACCAACAGAUCAAUUCUGUCCAGAUUCGGCUUUUUCUUAGCAGCAAAGCAGAAAUGCAGUCCGUCAUAGAAACGGCCAGAAGCUCAGUUAUGAUGGCUGCCCAGCAGGCGCCAAUGCAACCUGCUCCGAAUCAUCAAGAUACUUCAAAGUUCCCAAGUCAAUUUCUUUCCUCUCAGACAUCAGUCGCCUCUUCCUCACUCUCUGGAUGCGGUUUGUACUCAUAUCCGCACGGUCAAGGCCCAGCUGGAAUACCACCUGAUAGGGGGCAGUACUCUACCCCGCCUCAAUCUGCUCCGAGGCAGAUUCCGUCUGGCCAUUUAGUUCGACCUCCUGUUGCCUCCCGAGUAGAGGAGAAUAAUCCUGGGGCCGAUUCAACUUACGGUUAUCCCCGUGGGGGGUCGUGGGAAGCUCGAAAUGAGGAGCCUCUAAAACCUCGCCAUGAGCGAGGUUCAGAUCGUUCAGAGUUCAGUGGAUUCCCAGAUUUCCGUAGCCAAUCUGGAGCUGUAGUGUUACCUGAAAGAGGUCGGGCUGAUGAGUUUGCCCCAUCUCGUGAAGGGGCUGGUGAUUCCCGUGAUAGAGGUUCGUACGGUGCUGGAUUCAAUCAUCAAAACAAUGGUGUUUACGCUGAAAAACCAUUAGACGACUACGAACGACCCUAUGAUGGGUAUGAUAGCUAUGAGUACGGUGGUCGCCAUAACGGAGGGAGGCAAUAUUCUGAACAGUCGCACGGGUAUUCUCGCGAUGACAUAAGUAGAUACUCGGGUGCUGAGCGAGAUUUUUCUGUUCGACCACCGUGGCUUAGAGGUGAGAAUCACCAGUUUCAAAAAAGACCUAAUCAACUACCCGAUCCACCAGAAACGGCUCCCUACAAGCGCAGUAGAGUAGACGAUGUGUCACCCCAAGCGGUGUUUUCUGAGACCAGUUAUGUUGUAAGACUUUCAAUGUGUCCCGAAGAUGUGUCAGUGAAAAAUGUGUUUGAAAUCCUGAGGGGCGUUAAUAUAGUCCCGAAGUGGGGGAUUCGAGUAGAGGAGGAUGCACUGAAGCGUUUCACUGGCAACGUCUAUUGUAUGCUUAGUAGCAUCGAAUCGCAUCAUCGAGCGCUUCUGGCAAACGGGCAUAGUUUUCAUGGAAAGAAGGUCCAGGUCGUCGACUCUACAGUGGAUGAGUUUUUCCGAGUUACCGAUAGUAAUUUCCAAAGUAGAUGUCCGCCGGCUCUUGCAGGUAAAAUCCCGUCCAGGUCGUCGACGAAACCGAUUUACUUCGCUGAGGGCUGCAUCGAGCUUUCCGAAAUCCCAAAAGAUGUAACGGAAAAAGAUAUUGUGGAUUUCCUUGGUGUUCCUGGUCUGGUCGCUGAAAGCGUUAAAGUUGUCCAGUCGGAAGGACGUGGUCCCACCACUGCUCUUGUUCGGCUUCCUUCCGCCCGGGAUUUGGACAUACUUCUGGGUGCCCCGCCGCGUCCGUUUGGUCCCAAUCAGACUCAAAAUGUUCGUCUCUUAGCCGUUUCGCGUAUGCAGUUUACCUACUGUGUAUCGAAACCAACUCAGCCUAAGAAGCCUGAACCUCAGGUCUCCGAUGCGUCCGAGAGGCGCCCGCAGAACAAUUCGGAACGAAUCCCAGAAUCAUCGACCUCUCCAAGACCUGAACCCAAAACAUGCUGCUUUCUGUAUGGAUUUUCUCGGGAUGUCACAUCUUUUGAUAUUGCAAGAUUAUUUCCCAAUGUGCUCAUUCCCGGCGAUUCCAUCCACAUCCUUUCAUCAAACCGAGCCGCCGCUAUUGACUUUAUCAGCGAGAAUAACUGCAAGAAGGCCCUUACCGACUUUUCCAACGCCGAAGCGGAUCUCAAAACUACUCAUCGGGACAUUUGUAUGCGUGCUAUUUCUAGGUCUGAUUAUGAACAGAAAAUUCGUCAUGGUGGUCCUCAGGCCCCGUCUGAACCCAUGCGCGGUGGGGAUAGAGACAACAGAGACUUCAGGCAGCCUCCAGCUCAUCUUUCACACCCUCCAAGAGGCAUUGGUCCCAGGCCGUUCAUUCCUCCACAUAGACAAAAUCCUCCAUUUCGUCCUGCUGGUCCUCCUCCAAAAUCUGGAACUUCUAUAAAUGUGCAUGUUUCGAACCUCCCCCCACGAUGUCAUCCAGAUGCCGUUUUUGAUAUCUUCCGGCGAUUCCAUCCACUCCCGGGGUCGUUGCGUUUCCGUCGUGAUCCACAAGGUAUAUUCAUGGGCGAGGCACUCAUCACGUUUGGUUCCUUUGCGGACGCUGAACGAGUUGCGCAUGAAAUGAACAGAUAUCGCUUCUUCGGCAAAAGUCUCGCUGUGCGGAUCCAUCAACAGUAA